ACGACGGCGCAGCCGCCGACUCUCCAAUGCGUAUAGACACGCCGAGCGGACGGCUUGCGCGGCCACUUGCUGUCCAGCUGACGUGUAUUUUCGUAUUUGUGAAGUUAUAUUUUUAGCUGAAAGUGAAGUGAAAAUUAGUAAAAAUGGUGCAGAAUGAAACAAAAGACGCCGAAAAUCAGAAGACGGGCCAAGACCCGCUGGAACGAGCUAUCGGCGCCAUUGGCAAGUGGCAGAUAUGGGUCUGCUUCGUCGUGUUCCUCGUAAAGUUCCCUGUGGCCUGGCACCAGAUGAGCAUCAUCUUCCUCGCACCCCCGAUGAACUUCACCUGCGCAGAAGAAUCCACCACUUUUGACAGCGUCUGCCACGCCAACUGCACCAACUACAAAUACGACCACUCUGUCUUCAGAGAGACCAUCGUCUCACAGUGGGAUCUAGUCUGCGGACGACAGUGGCUAAAAGAUCUUACGCAAACCUUCUUCAUGCUCGGCAUCCUUGUUGGCAACAUGGUCUUCGGCCAUCUAUCCGAUCGGUUCGGUCGACGAAUGCCCUUCCUAGCAGCAGUGUUCCUGCAGUUGAUAUCAGGCGUGGCGACCGCGUAUUCGAUGAACUGGUAUAUGUUCACUGCACUUCGAUUCAUGCUCGCCGUGGCCACUGGCGGCACCAUGGUCACCAGUUUCGUCCUGACCAUGGAACUCAUCGGUGCCACAUACAGAGACACCGUGGGAAUCAUUUACCAGAUACCCUUCAACCUCGGGCACCUGUCGCUGGCGGCGUUCGGCUACUACCUUAGAGAUUGGAAUAAAUUUCAACUGGCUAUCUCGUUGCCUUCGAUCAUAUUCCUGAGCUAUUAUUAUUUGUUACCUGAGUCGCCGAGAUGGCUUAUCACUGCUGGAAGGACCGAUGAAGCCGUCAAGAUUAUGACAGUCGCUGCUAAGAGAAACGGUCGCCCAACAGAGAACAUCUUUUCAACCACCCAGAAGCUGAGCGUGGACGUGACCAAGCCCGAGCACGUGUCGUUCCUGGCGUUGUUCGCACAACCGCGCUUGCGCGUGCGCACGCUGGCCAUCUGCUUCAACUGGUUCGUGUGCGGGCUGUGCUUCUUCGGCGUGUCGCAGUACAUCGGACAUGUUGGCGGGAACAUCUUCACUAAUGUCGCUAUUUCUGCUGCUAUACAGGUCCCAGGCACUUUGAUCUCUAUCUACGCGAACAGAGUUCUCGGGCGGAAGAUAACGCUUAUCAGUUCCAACUGUGUCACAGGGCUAAGCUGCCUACUCAUCACCGUAGUCCCACACUCAGGGGCGCCCCGCUUGGCGCUCGGCUGCAUCGGUCUCUGGGGCAUGAGCAUAUCAUUCUCCACUGUGUACUUGUACGCUGGAGAAAUAUUCCCCACAGUCGUCAGAAACUCCGGGGUAGGGUUGUCUUCGACUGUAGCCAGAGUAGGUUCCAUGAUCGCUCCAUUUGUAGCGACCCUGUCUUCAACCAGCCCGUGGUUGCCGCCUCUAGUUUUCGGUAUCACGCCGCUAAUUGGCGCUGGACUUUGCAUACUUUUACCUGAUACGAGGGGACGAAAAUUGCCUGACACGAUAGAAGAAGGUGAAGCGUGAGAACUAUAAUAAUUUAGUGUCGGUGAGUAUUCUAUUCAUUCGUGCCUUUUAUUUAUUAUGAUAAUAUAAUUUUUGCAAAUCGUAUAGUGACACUCUCAUAAAUAAGAGGCUUACUUAUAUUGAUUUUUAUACGAAAAAAUAAUACAAGGUUGUAUUAAUUAAGAAGUUGUGAAAUGGCGCGCUGAUAAGUUGAUAGCAGCUGACUUGCACAUGCAAAUGGAAGCAUUUUUGACAUUUAUAUGUUUAAGUCCCGUAAAAUGGGGUGAGUAGGGUUCGCGGAGAGAGUUGGAUUAUGAAUGGGGAGAGAAGGUUUGAAAGGGGGAUGAGAUGAGUUUUUAGGGCUACUGCUACAAAAAAAAAUGUAUUCCAAUUUAAAAUGGAGCUAUAGUAAUACUCAUAAUAAAAAAAAUCGAUCCAACAAUGUUCCAAAAUCACCUUUGUAUGAAAACCCAUCUCACCCCAAUUACGAGGGACUACGGGGUGAGGUGGUUUUUCCUAUUCAUCGUCAAAGUUAUGAAAUGGAACUACCCAAAACAAAAUAAAAACUAAAACACAAACGUCCGGAACACUUAUUAUAUACACCAUUCAGUUUGCAUAUGUAAAAAUAUAAUGUUAUCGAGGUUUGAAUGUCAGUUUUGCUCCUACUCACCCCAUUUUACGGUACUGACAGUAGUCUAUUACAAGAUGAUUACAAGACUAAAGGUCUAUUCUUUCAUAGGCUGUGAUAAUUUGUGAAAAUAUGUGUACUACGUAAAUGAUUAAUAGGAAAUAAAAAAGAAAAUGUUCAUUUUAUUA
This is a messenger RNA of Cydia strobilella, 2399 nucleotides long. RefSeq names its product organic cation transporter protein-like. Gene Ontology annotation, molecular function: transmembrane transporter activity. Gene Ontology annotation, cellular component: membrane. The coding region runs from base 144 to 1604 and encodes 486 amino acids. NCBI's taxonomy places the organism in Eukaryota, Metazoa, Arthropoda, Insecta, Lepidoptera, Tortricidae. Gene Ontology annotation, biological process: transmembrane transport. The transcript has 5 exons. The record is from RefSeq and is a predicted model, not a curated record.